GGGGGGUGAGUGUAUGGGGCGUUCUCCUUCACCUCAGUCUCUUCUGUUUCUCUUCUCUCCAUUGCGUGUUCUACUCCCUCUCUCUGUUUCGAGCCCAUUGAGGAGUUCUGAACGAAGAGGCAGAAGUCGGGACAGAAGGAGCGCCGCAGCGAGAGUUCCCAGGGUGAGUGAGUUUAAGCGAAGUUCAUCUGUGAAUGUUGGAAAUAAUGGAGAGCUUCAAAGACCUUCUGCAGAAGCUGCAUGAAGCCCAUGAACGAGAAGUGGAAGUGUUGCAGGUGAAAGUCAAAGAGCUGUCCAACAAGAAGGGCUGCGACACAAAGCGAAUGGAGGAACUCUACACCAGAAACCAGCAGAUGAAGGAGCAGCAGAGAUUACUGACAGAGAACAUCAAGACUCUAGAAAACAGACUGAGAGCCGGUCUGUGUGACAGAUGUACAGUAAGCCAAGAGGUCACCAAGCGGAGACAGCAGGAGUACGAAGCCUCACGCAUACAGAGCCUCCAGCACAUCUCCCUCCUUGCUGGAGAGAUGACCAACCUUCGGAAAGAGAAUCUUAAACUUAAAGAUGACGUUGCUAGUUUAAGAGCAGCACUUGAAAGUUGCAGCGAGCACAAUAAUAACAACAACAACUCUGUCGACGUCAAGCCAAAGAUGUCUCCUGACCUUCUGUCCCCUGGAGCCGUAGCCCUGGUCAGCCCAACCAUCAGUUGGUCCAGAGACCAACCAGCAGACGGUGAUGUACUGGUGAAGACUGAGGCAGAGCACAGAGGUGAAGAAACUGUAUGCAGGCUGUUGAGAGGCACAAACCGAAGUAGUUUUGAAGUAUACAAGCCUCAGCCAACUUUAGCAUCAUCAUCCUGGAAGACAGAACACAGAGUAAAUCGAGGUGUAGAGAAGAGCGUUGAAGCUCUUGAUCAGCAUUCCUCCAUCCAUACCCCACAUCUUCGGAAGAAGUCCUCCUCCUCACCAAGUGGAGAGGUGAGACCAAGCAGACCUGUGAUCCACGCUCCAAUCCCCUGCCAUCCCAAACCAGUCAAGAGUGGCCCCGUCUCUCUGCCCUGGCCUCUAUCUGAAGGCCCGAACUGGGGUCCCAUGGCAGCUGUGGGAGCCAACCCGGCAUUGCAGAACCCUUCCAACAGGCUUCAAUUGUCACGCCUCUCCAGCUUGAUCUCACCAAUCUCACAAGCCACCACCAGAAGGCAUGGUUUUGAUUCUUCAUGGCAGAGCCAAAAGCAGAGCACGCCUCAGCCCCCUAAAGAACCAACAGUGGUGUUCACAUUCAGGAGGAUGCCAGAGAACAUAGAGAAUGAAACUAAGCCCGUAGAGAAAACAGAAAGCCCACCUUCCAAGACUCAGAAAGUCUCUGGAGAAGAACUUAGAGAGAGCUCAGAUGGGCCUCUGGACCUUUCCGAUCGAGCAAAGACUAAAUCUAACCAACCUGGAAAUGAUGAUAGUCCCAUCGCCUUGCACUGCGAGGGAGACGUACAGAGGAGCCCUGACAGAAAUGUGAAUACAGCGAUACCCGUGUCAUCACCUUCACUCAAUUCCCUCCCUUCUUCCUCCUCCUCUACGCCCAUCAAACAAGAACAACAGUUGAUCAGUGAUCAUAACCAUGAGGUCAAAGAUCAGGAUAAAAAGGAGGAAGCAAAUGAUAAAACGGAGCAAAGCAACGGAAAGAAAGUUCCUGUCCUCACUCUGUCAUUACGUCCAGCACUGGUAAGGCUAGAGACCCUGACAUCUGCGCUACAGAAGCAAGAGUCGAUAUCGUCAAACGGCAAGCAAAAGUGUCCUUCUAUUGCGAGCCCCUGUGCUUCCUCAGCAUCGCCACAGUCCUCGUCUUCAGCAAAUGAGGCCGACAGCAGCCUGGACGAGCAGGAAGACAAGAGUGGGUCGGGUCAGGAGAGCAAGGCAGGCCGCAGGAGAAAGAGACUUCACAUAGAGACCGAAACUGACAGAGACUCAGACACAAACAAGAUGCACCAGGAGAGAAGGUUCAAGAUCACAGUGAGAACCGAGGAGAGGAGCCCCAGCUAGACAGAAGGAUGGAAAUCACGCCUGGACGCUCAGACUGACAAGUAGUUACCGAUUUCCUCCCACACGGAGGCAGCGUGGCGAGAUGCACACCCAGCACUGACUUCAUCAAACAUCCUCAACGCUCUGCCGCGGAAAGGAACGGCUUAUUUGCAUAUUGUUCUUCUUUCAUCAGCAUGACGCCUAACCAGCUUCCACUCCCUUUUAGAUCAGUUUUUGUGUGUGGGGGUGUGUGUGUGUGCAGAACGUGAUCAAAAUAUCACAUGUGCAACCUAUUAUACGCCUUCAUUUACAUGUAGAGGUUGUAACUUUGCAAAUGCAGGUUGCAACAAUAUGUUACGACUUAAUAUUUGUCACCUACAGAAAAUAGCAGCAAUCUGUGGGUUUGUCGGCAGAAGUGACAGACAUUAGUCUGCUGAUUAGGUAUUUUAACAAGUUAUUCUUAUGUUGUGUGUGUGCCUGUCUCUCUCUUUCUGAGUGUUCCUUCUAUCCUCUGAACAUGCUAAACCAACAGUAGUGUCACCUCGCAACAUGUUGCGUCGUAGUGAAUGCAUCGUAGUCGACGCAAAAACCGAGCGGCUCGGAUUUUGGGACGAUAACUAAUCCUCGGCUCCAGCAGCUUCAAGAGUAGCCGCCCUGUUUAAACUCCGUCACACAACCAGCAUGUGGAGCCAGAAAAAAGUUCUUAGUUCCAAGCAGAUUUCUUCUGGUUUUGCUGUUUUGUCACAUGUCAAAAAAACGACACACUGAGUUACAAAGCAGUUUUCAAAUGAUGACAUCAUUCAUGGCCUUCCGUGAAACAUAAUUUCUACCGCUGUUAAAGUCUUGACUAGCCUGUGAUUGAUCAGGGUGUUUAUUUUUUUGUUUUUUUUUUUGUUUUGUUUCAGUUUUACUGUAGCAUUAAGAAAUCACUUAAACAGCUCUGGUCUCACAUGAUCUGAAAAACGAGCACAUCAUGCCCAGACCUACAGAAAUGAAUUAGUGUCACGUGUUGUGUCGUGUUAAAUAUGUGGUCGGAAUAAAAACGGAACAGUUUUCUUUUAUGA
Xiphophorus couchianus (Monterrey platyfish) is the source of this 3076-nucleotide messenger RNA. It is a transcript of the gene rbbp8nl, whose product is annotated as retinoblastoma binding protein 8-like. The coding region runs from base 195 to 2033 and encodes 612 amino acids. Gene Ontology annotation, molecular function: damaged DNA binding. Lineage: Eukaryota; Metazoa; Chordata; Actinopteri; Cyprinodontiformes; Poeciliidae. The transcript has 14 exons. The record is from RefSeq and is a predicted model, not a curated record. Gene Ontology annotation, biological process: DNA double-strand break processing involved in repair via single-strand annealing.